Messenger RNA from Anopheles aquasalis, 1605 nucleotides. RefSeq names its product Ubiquitin-like domain-containing C-terminal domain phosphatase 1 (gene Ublcp1). NCBI's taxonomy places the organism in Eukaryota, Metazoa, Arthropoda, Insecta, Diptera, Culicidae. Gene Ontology annotation, molecular function: protein serine/threonine phosphatase activity; protein binding. Gene Ontology annotation, cellular component: nucleus. The record is from RefSeq and is a predicted model, not a curated record. Gene Ontology annotation, biological process: protein dephosphorylation; regulation of proteasome assembly.
CUUUGCUUUCUGAUAAGAAGCCGAGUGUCCAGUUAUCAGGGGCGGAUCGGUAAAUCAGUAUUAAGGCAUACGCAUGAUAAUGGGCAGCACGAGACAAAUAUGUAUUUGCUUAUAACGCAAUCAGAUCGUCGAAACUGGAAGAUAUCUUGUGCUUGCAGUAGGGACAAUUUCCAAUCGAGAUGGCAGAAGACAUGAAAAAUAAGGGAACACUUUUCAUUAUCACACGAAACGAUGGGGAUGCGGUUUUCCGUAUCGCGGUAGCCCAUGCAAAUACCACAGUCAUCUUCCCCCUCGGCACCGGCCGCCGCUGGAUCGAUCGGUCGCAUGGGAAAGGACAUUUUGUCGAAUAUUCUCAGCAGAUCGUCGUCCAUGGUAGCUUCUUCGGAAUUCCGUGUUUACGUUUGAACAUUUUCGAAGUUUGGCGCCGGUUUGACGUGCGUGCGAAAAGAGGAAAAGAAACCGACGGCGCGGGGAAGAAGAAACCGGGAGUCGUCAUUCGCGGAAUCAUCAGGGAAUCCGGACACGCAAAACGCUCGCCUGCCAUGGAUGCGAAGGAGGUAACGAUAAUUAUCAAGUGGAGUGGCAAGGAGUUCCCGAUCGAGGACCUCACCGAACACGACACAGUGGCCGUGCUGCGGCACGAGAUUUGCAAAAAGACACAGGUGCGCCCGGAGCGACAGAAGCUGCUGAAUUUGAAACAUAAAGGGAAGCCAGUGACGGAUGAUGUGAGGCUCGGGGUCCUAGAACUGAAGCCCAACUUUAAGCUGAUGAUGGUUGGGUCGCUGGAAAGCGACAUUAUGGAGGCAUCUUCACGGCCAACCGACAUCGGUAGCGUCGUGAACGAUCUGGACAAGGAGGAGGAAGAUAAUGUGCCGCUGGAGAACAAGGAAAUCUAUCUCACAAAGAUCAACAAACGCAUUAAGGAGUACACCAUCAAGGAACUGAAUCCGCCGCGGGAAGGCAAACGGCUGCUGGUGCUGGACAUCGAUUACACCAUCUUCGAUCAUCGCUCGGUGGCCGAGAACGGCGCCGAACUGAUGCGACCAUAUCUGCACGAGUUUCUGUCGGCGGCCUAUAAGGAUUACGAUAUAGCGAUAUGGUCGGCGACGUCAAUGCGAUGGAUCGUGGAAAAGAUGAAACUGCUCGGCGUGACGGAUGAGUCCCGGGAUUACAAGUUGGUCUUCAUGCUCGAUGAUGCGGCCAUGAUCACCGUGCUGUGUCCGCUGCGUGGCGUUAUCGAGGUGAAGCCGUUGGGCGUUAUCUGGGGAAAGUAUAGCCAGUAUUCGUCGAAGAACACGAUAAUGUUUGACGAUUUGCGGCGCAACUUCCUAAUGAACCCAAAGUCGGGCCUACGCAUCAAGCCGUUCUCGGAGGCACACCUGAACCGCCACAAGGACAAGGAGCUGCUCAAGCUGGCCAAGUACCUGAAGGCGAUCGCGGAAAAUUGUGAUGAUUUCGAUACGCUGAACCACCGGCGAUGGGAGGACUAUCUUUCGAAGAAACGUUCCAGCUAAUGCUCCGUGGUAAAUACGACUGCUAAGAGUUUAUGAAACAAUCUAGUUUUAAGGCAGAUUGCUUUUCUUUAAUGAAUAAUUCUCUCAAACA